Sebastes umbrosus (honeycomb rockfish) is the source of this 1936-nucleotide messenger RNA. It is a transcript of the gene ctsba, whose product is annotated as cathepsin Ba. Lineage: Eukaryota; Metazoa; Chordata; Actinopteri; Perciformes; Sebastidae. Gene Ontology annotation, molecular function: cysteine-type endopeptidase activity. Bases 153 to 1145 code for a protein of 330 amino acids. The transcript is spliced from 11 exons. Gene Ontology annotation, cellular component: lysosome. Gene Ontology annotation, biological process: regulation of catalytic activity. The record is from RefSeq and is a predicted model, not a curated record.
CUCAGCAGGAUAAAUACAAGAGGAGGACCGUUUCACAAUCACAGCUAGUUGUUGACCAGACCGUCGGACAGUUAUAGAGGGGGCACCUGGAGCUGAAGAUUUAAAACAACAAAGAUCACACCUACAGCUGAGCUAUACGAGCUACAGGCAAAAUGUGGUGUGCAGCUUUCCUGUUAUUGGCUGCCAGCUUGUCGGUGAGCCUGGCCAGACCCCGCCUCCCACCACUGUCCAGUGAGAUGGUCAACUACAUCAAUAAGAUCAACACUACCUGGAAGGCUGGUCACAACUUCCAUAAUGUCGACUACAGUUACAUCCAGAAACUCUGCGGUACAAUGUUGAAGGGACCUAAACUGCCAGUCAUGGUUCAGUAUGCUGGAGACCUGAAGCUGCCUAAAAACUUUGACGCCAGAGAGCAGUGGCCCAACUGUCCCACUCUGAAGGAGAUCAGAGACCAGGGCUCCUGUGGAUCCUGCUGGGCGUUUGGCGCUGCAGAGGCCAUUUCUGACCGUGUGUGUAUCCACAGUGAUGCCAAGGUCAGCGUGGAGAUCUCCUCAGAGGAUCUGCUGACCUGCUGCGAAAGCUGUGGCAUGGGAUGUAAUGGUGGCUACCCUUCAGCUGCCUGGGACUUCUGGACCAGUGAGGGGCUGGUCACUGGCGGUCUCUAUGACUCCAACAUUGGUUGUCGGCCCUACACCAUCCCCCCCUGUGAACACCAUGUGAAUGGCAGCAGACCCCCCUGCUCUGGGGAGGGUGGAGACACACCCCAGUGCGUCUUGAAGUGUGAAUCUGGAUACACUCCCAGCUACAAAGUAGACAAGCACUUUGGUAAAUCGUCUUACAGCGUGCUGUCAGAUGAGGUGCAGAUUCAGAGUGAGCUAUCCAAGAACGGCCCAGUAGAGGCAGCCUUUACCGUCUAUGAAGACUUUGUGCUGUACAAGUCUGGUGUGUAUCAACAUGUGUCAGGGUCUGCUGUGGGCGGCCACGCCAUCAAGAUCCUGGGCUGGGGAGAGGAGGAUGGUGUUCCUUACUGGCUCUGUGCCAACUCCUGGAACACUGACUGGGGCGAUAACGGAUUCUUUAAGUUCCUGCGUGGAUCGGAUCACUGUGGUAUUGAGUCUGAGAUUGUGGCGGGGAUUCCCAUAUAAAUUCUACGGUCGUGAGCUGCAGUGUCAUCACAUAAUCACUAGAGGGCGACGCACACAACUUGUCUGCUCUAGAACUCUUUUAACAGCUUUUAGUCCUUUUAGAUAAAUCCCACUGAUCACCUUGCACACAUGGCAUGUGGUUUUUCUUUUGACAGCAGACAGAAAAAAAACCUCAAGAGCAACCUUCACCUCAUUUAGGUUGGAUUAGCAGAUGGAAUGUGCCUGAGCAAAAAUCAACAUUGUUGAAUUGAAGGUGUUUUUUGUGAAUGAGCUGUUUAAGAUCUUGUUCCUUCACCUCUUGGAGCAAUGUCAAUCAAAAAGUUGCACAGGAGGAAAAUGUUUUUAAAGAUGCGUACGUGCAUUUAAUUUUGUCUCAGGUGAUUUGAAGCUGAUUGUCACUGUUGUAGAAUUGUUUUUGUUCCCUGUGUUGUUACAUUUUUUUCUGCACUGGUGGAAAGUGUCUUAGAGCAAUACAGCCCAGGAUUGAAAGAAAUUACAACACUCUGCCUAAUGCAGCAGAGAAGGUCAGUUUGUUUGAAUGCGUCAGCUUUCAUAUUUAAUAUUUUCAUUCGGCAUUACUCCUCAAUGCCAAAAAUACCACUCCAUUAUGUUAGGACACACUCAUUGUGAUCUGUGCCUGUUAGUGUUUUUAAAUUUUGAGUAUGGGAUGAGAAAUUUAAUUUUUUUUUUAAUAUGGUUGAUAAUGGGAUGAUUUUAAUUGUCUGCCUGUGUCGACCAAAAUAUCGACUUAUAACUGUUCUAAAAUAAAUAAAACAAUAUUUGAUUCCCGA